This is a messenger RNA of Scylla paramamosain (green mud crab), 5602 nucleotides long. Its product is annotated as G-protein coupled receptor dmsr-1-like. The transcript has 6 exons. Gene Ontology annotation, biological process: G protein-coupled receptor signaling pathway. Gene Ontology annotation, cellular component: plasma membrane. Gene Ontology annotation, molecular function: G protein-coupled peptide receptor activity. Lineage: Eukaryota; Metazoa; Arthropoda; Malacostraca; Decapoda; Portunidae. The coding region runs from base 2991 to 4217 and encodes 408 amino acids. The record is from RefSeq and is a predicted model, not a curated record.
UUAGGUUAGGUUAGGUCAGGUUAGGUUAGGUUAGGUCAGGUUAGGUUAGUGACCGAUAAAUAAAUGGUGGUAGUGAUAAAAAUACUAAAAAAAUCACUGUUGAACUGUUUUUUUUCGUGGAUGAGACAAUAUUAAUGGCUACGUAAUGGUUUAUUUAUAUUUAUUUCCCUCAGAAUGACUGAUGAAUGACUAAUGUAAUGGUGGCAAACUGAGUACCUUCAUACGUGGAUGAAAUAAAAGUACUAGCAAACUACUCCUUUAUUAAUUUUUCCCUCAAGCGACCAAGGAACACAUGGUGCGAUAGUAAAUAUUCUUGUUCUCUGCCCUUCUGAAUCCUUCCUGAUCACUUCCUGCGUGGACGAAACAAAAAAUUAUGAAACAUUUGCAUCAACUGUUUUCUCUCUCUUGAGUGACAAACGAAUAAGUGGUGUUAUCAUGCUCUUCUAUAAAAAUAUGUGUAGACGAAACGAAAACAACAUCCAAGUGACCGAUACACGAGGGUCAGAGAUAGGAAAAAUACGGUGGCAGCGGUGGGAAUGCGGUGGGGUGGCAUGGCACCGAAGAUUUUUUUUUUCCUUUUUUAUGUAAGAGUUCUAGGUAGGGCUGCAUAAAAGCAUAGAAAGGCCAACUGAAGGCGCUGGUCCCUAAAGUGGAUAGUCAGAAAAAGGUUUAGUAAAUAAGGAAAUGAGUUAGAUCUUAAAUUACAAUAACGGGUAAUUCCUCCUCUAAUUUCUAUUAUUUCCUUUCUUCAGGCGCGGCGGACAGCUGGGAGGGGCCUCUGCUUCCCUCGCACUGCCCAGCAUCACCACCACCAUCACCACCAGGACAACCUUUUAUCUGCUGCCUCUCAUCAUAUCCUCCCUGCACAUGCAACACCAAUAAACACAAGAACGUAGGUGAAUCUCCUCCCUGAAGAAUACAGGUGACAUUGCAGUGGGUUAUUGAAGUGUUGCAGUGAGGGAGGCCAGUAAGAUCUAGAACAAGCUGAAGGAAACGCUGAAGGAGACACUGAAAGAGAAAGGCAACACAUUCAAGGUGGCGCCGGUUGUGUUCCUCACUGUAAUGUAGAAAUCCACCAAAAAGACAAACAAACGUACCUGUGAUAGCGAUACCAAAACUAACCUCACAAAAAAAAAACAUAAUUAGUAUGGUAAAAAAUAAAUACAUACGACGCCAAAUGAUCUCGCAUAAUAAAUCAAGGCCAUAAAUUUUACGCUGAAACAAAAUAGUCAGGCAGGGCGCGCGUGGCUGCAGCAGAACCAGGCCAGGCCAGAGAGAGAGAGAGAGAGAGAGAGAGAGAGAGAGAGAGAGAGAGAGAGAGAGAGAGAGAGAGAGAGAGAGAGAGAGAGAGAGAGAGAGAGAGUCAUAGUAACACGAAUACCGAAACUCACAUUUCUACGUCAGUCCACAUGCCUAGUUAGGAAGCAACAGAUAAUGGCUUUAAGAAAUUAACAAACAUUCACACAACAGGAAGAUCGACCAAACGUCCAGAUUUUGACACUCAGAUCAACUUUCCCUUAGACAGCAACACAUAAGCCACACGGCAAUGCAAAUCCACAUAUUCAGAUCUUGAGAAGUCACCAGUACCGCCCAAACUAGAGAAGCGACGACGAGACUUCCACUUUUCACCACGCAGACCACCUGGUACCUUGGCACCAGUGUAAGAGAGGGACUGGGAUACAAGUCCACAAAUCAGGGACGCAGCUGGUGAGGCGAGUGAGGGGAGGAGUCACCAGAUGUUCCCAAGCCUCUCCUUCGCCUUGAGUCACGAGUGCAAGUAAAGGAUCGCAGUGGCAGAAUACGCCUCACUGGAUUUAAAGGGUAGCGCAUGAAGGAUAAAGGGUAUUGCUACUAACACACAGUCAUCCAGGCCAUUUGCUGCUUAAACCCUGACUCAUGAGUAUCACCGCAGUAACGUCUGUGAUUGAAAGCCUGUGUUUCAGCGGGAUUAAGUGAGGUACCUUUAAGCUCUGUGUGUCAGCAAGCGCCGCUACACUCCAUUCAUCAUUUCUCACCUCCAUGAUCCCUCACCCGCAGUGAAUUAAGCCCGAUGAUCAAAGCCAACACACCCACCACUCACAGCACGGGAUCCACAUAACAAGUAGUGUUUUGACAUACGUAGAAAGAAAGAAUAGUCACUUAACUGAGGAGCGUUGGCAAACCAGGCCAUAGUUCAAACUAAACACUUGAGCCAUAAACCUUAACGCUGCGCCGCCUGUCGAGAACGGAGGGGGCAGGAAGAGCAAAGAUGAGCCACGGCAGUUCCAAACACCAGGUGAGGCCGCGUGCACCUGAAGCCCUCCAUUAACUAAGUACCCAUCGGCUAGUCCAGUUAUAACGAAGAUUUCCCCUCUAUCUCUAACAUCAAAGCUUGAAGGGAGGAGGUUGUCCAGGGGAGCUUUGUGAAAGGAAUCAGUGGGCUCUAUUCAAAUAGCCGCAUCAUUCCCUAGCCCCACGUGGUGCUGUGUUAUGUAAUCAGAACACAGACACAGACACACAGGGCGGAGGGUGGAAGAGGAGUCCCAUCCAGAAAGUCUUCAUCGCAAGCAUCGAUCAAGAGGAAAGUAAUAAAAAUUCGUAAUGUGAACCCAAAGUUAGCCGGUGAUAUUGAUUUCCGGGAAGAGGAACUUGCAGCGAGCAGUUGGUGGAGGAAAGUUGUCACUAAUCAAACUUUGAGAAAAAAUAGAAUUACCUCGACGCGAUACAAAACAGUGAUAAGACACAAGAUCCGUUGACUGCACCAGUGAAACUAACCUAAGAACAUUAAAGUAAAGACAGUAUAUACGUAAAUACAUCCGCACCCACACCCACCCACCCACCCACCCACACACACACACACACACACACACACACACACACUAAGAGUACCAAACAGACUAAAACACCACCAUAUCCUCAUUACCACCACUGUCAUCACCACCACCAAGAACAACAACAACAGCAAAAUAACGCCACCACUACCACCACCACCACCCCCACAAACACCACUCAUGAUGUCGGGGGGCGGCAACGACUGGGCCCAGCACCUUCCCCUGCUGGAGAAGUAUCUGCCCCGCGAGAGCCUACUGUCCAUCCUGCCAAACGUGUCACAAGAGAACCUGGAGCUCUUCGUCAGCCUUAUGAGGAACGACACCGGCGGGGACGUGGGUGCCAGUGUCCCCCCGCCGCUGCUCACAGACCACGCCGCCUGCGAUGUGGGCUUCCGGGACGGCUAUAAGGAGGUGCACGGGUACCUGGCGCUCAUGAUCUGCCUGCUGGGGGCCUUCACGAAUGUGUUGAACAUGGUGAUACUGACGCGGCGGGAGAUGAUCAACUCCACCAACACCAUCCUGACGGGGCUGGCGGUUGCUGACUUCCUGCUGCUGCUCGAGUACUCCUUCUACGCCGCCUCCUACAUCAAAGGCCAGGACUCCAUGUUCGAUAGCUACGUUCACUCCGUUUUCAUCCUCUUCCACGCUCAUUACACGCAGGUGACGCACACAGUAGCCAUCUGCCUCACCAUCACGCUGGCCGUCUGGCGCUACAUAGCCAUCUGCAAGCCUCACCUCAACCUGGUCCUGUGCACGCUACCCAGGGCAAGACUCGCGGUGUUCAUUGCUUACGUCAUAUCACCUAUCCUCUCCGUGCCCAACUAUCUUGUGUAUUCCAUUCAUCAGUAUUCGGACGAGUACAACAACGCGUCUCUGUACCACGUGGACUUCAGUGAACGGUCCAAGGCGUAUGACAGUCUGCUGCAGCGGAUCAACUUCUGGUUCCACAGCGUGCUUAUCAAGAUCAUCCCCUGCCUCCUCCUCACAGUCCUCAUCUAUCACAUCAUCCGCGCCAUGUACAUCGCCAAGCGCCGCAAGGAGAACCUCAUUAAGAUGGGGACGCCCUCGAUGGAGGCAGAUCGCAAGCUGCCCCGCAUGGAGAAGCUGACGGAGAAGACGACAAGAAUGCUGCUGACGGUGCUACUCCUCUUCCUGGCCACUGAGAUGCCACAAGGCGUACUGGCGCUUCUCUCUGGUAUCUACGGGAGGUCUUUCUUCAUGCACUGCUACCUUCACUGGGGGGAGGUGAUGGACCUGCUCGCCCUCAUCAACAGCGCCGUCAACUUCUUGCUCUACUACAUCAUGUCACAUCAGUUCCGGGUGACGUUCCGCUGCCUCCUCUACCCGCCGCCGCCCAUCAACCUGUCCCCGCGCAUCCAGGGGGAGACGGUAUCUACGCAGCUCUAAGCAUUCCCGCCCCAGUCCCCGCACCGGCAAGGGACUCUGGCAUUCCCCUUGCCCUCCGACCCUUCCCCAGGACCGUGGAGGCGUUCCCGUCCGCACAAGGGUUAAUGGUACUCGCUCCGCCCCGUCAGGAGGAUUUCACAGUGCUCCUGAAGGGUUUACUUGCUCGCCUCUUGCUGACCUGCCUAUCUGCCUUGGGACCGCCGCGCCCCUGCACCACAAUACCACAACUAUACUGACCCCUCUCAUACCUAUAAGGUUUUGGCGGCAAAGCCACACAAAAUCCUCAAGCUGACUUUGUACAUAGUAUUAUAAUUCGUCAAUAUUGACUUCCCCACAACUUACGCCACACACGGCUGCCCACAUCCCCUCUCUUCCACUGCAACGCUGCUGAGCCUCAGAUGCACGGCCUCCACUCCAAAGGCCAGGCAGGAGCCUUUCCAUGAACCUCGGGGCCUUCCAGGUACACACACGACAGCUACCAGCAGUUUAUUCUUUAUUUAGAGACGCGCCGCUAAGGUUUCGUCCACAGCCUCCUCAGCCCCGCGUCAGCCCUCACUGGCCGGCACGGCAGAAAUCCCUGCACGGUAUUCAUUUGCAGAAUGAAGUGCCCAUUCCGCUUCCUCGCCAACUCAGUGCCACAUCCCCCUUCCCCCACCUCAUUACCGGCACCACGAGUCACUCCCUAGCACACACGCACGGGAUGGCCAUACAGCUCGUGCGUCACUUACAUGGCUUUGAAAACGUGGAGUUAUUUUUUUUCUUUUUUUUUUUCAUGGCAAUGUUCACAACCCAAGGCUCUGCCUCCACCAACCACAGGCACAAGUGUAGUACCACCCCACCGCGGCACAUGCAGUGGUCAUCCGCAAAUGAACAACUGAAAACACACCAGACCGCCUCUUCACUACCAAGAACCACCUGACGGGACCUACAAGGCAGAAGCACAUGUGUAUCGUAGGCGUAGAGUUAGUUAUUAGCACCUACAUAACACUUAAUUUUAUAUGGGAAUGGACUAUGUAUACAUAUGUAUAUCAUUCUGAGCCUCUCGUUGCUUAUCAACAUUACAAAUAACCGUUCUUCGGUGUUCUGUUAGCUUUUUAGUGUGGCGGCGAGUGGAUGUCAAGGGCCCGGGGGCCGCCCUCCUCACAGGACUCCCCUCACCUGACUUUGUCCUGAGCCCCCAAGGUCACCCAGGUGAGGCAAGGGGUCACUAUGGGGUGACAUCAUACAGGUGCUGUGGAGGUCACCCCUCCUCACACCCAACACCCCAAGUGACCCCCGCCGUCCCUCAGGUCCCCGCCGCCGCCGCCCGAAUUGUUGCGUAGCGAGGGCUGUCCCGACGCACUGGUUGACACACAAUAAACUCGCAUAAUAAAGCGUUGUACAUA